Messenger RNA from Acomys russatus (golden spiny mouse), 1689 nucleotides. RefSeq names its product zinc finger CCCH-type, RNA binding motif and serine/arginine rich 2 (gene Zrsr2). Bases 48 to 1625 code for a protein of 525 amino acids. Gene Ontology annotation, molecular function: metal ion binding; pre-mRNA 3'-splice site binding. The record is from RefSeq and is a predicted model, not a curated record. Gene Ontology annotation, biological process: mRNA splicing, via spliceosome. Gene Ontology annotation, cellular component: spliceosomal complex; U2AF complex. The transcript has 11 exons. NCBI's taxonomy places the organism in Eukaryota, Metazoa, Chordata, Mammalia, Rodentia, Muridae.
GGCUGCUUCCGCUCAGUUCCUGCUGUGGGAGAGGAGACGGCGGCAACAUGGCGGCGCCGGGGCCUACUGAGUUUCCCGUGAAACUGAGCUAUAAGAAGUAUAAGGCUCUCCUGAGGAAGGAGAAACGGAGGAAACGGCGACAGGAGCUCGCGCGAUUGCGAGAUGCAGAAUUGUCACAGAAAGAGGAGGAGGAGGAUGCCAUUAGUGAAGAAAAACUAUUAGAAGAAGAAAGGCUGUUGGAGGAAGAGAGGCAAAGAUUACAUCAAGAAUGGUUACUGAGGGAAGAGAAGGCACAAGAAGAAUUCAGGGCAAAGAAGAAAAAAGAAGAGGCAGCUCGAAAACGGAGGGAAGAACUAGAGAGAAAGUUAAAGGCAGAAUGGGAAGAACAGCAGAGAAAAGAGCGAGAGGAAGAGGAGCAGAGACAACAGGAGAAGAGAGAAAGAGAGGAAGCUGUGCAGAAGAUGCUGGAUCAGGCUGAAAAUGAGUUGGAAAAUGGUGGCACCUGGCAGAACCCAGAACCGCCCACGGAUAUGAGAGUACUGGAGAAAGAUCGAGCCAAUUGUCCAUUCUACAGUAAAACGGGAGCUUGCAGAUUUGGAGAUAGGUGUUCACGUAAACACAACUUCCCCACAUCAAGUCCCACCUUACUGAUUAAGAGUAUGUUUACAACGUUUGGAAUGGAGCAGUGCAGAAGGGAUGACUAUGACCCUGACUCAAGCUUGGAGUACAGUGAAGAAGAGACCUACCAGCAGUUCCUAGACUUCUAUCAUGAUGUCCUGCCUGAGUUCAAGAGCGUGGGAAAAGUGAUUCAGUUUAAGGUCAGCUGCAACUUGGAACCACAUCUGAGGGGCAAUGUGUAUAUUCAGUACCAAUCGGAAGAAGACUGUCAAGCAGCCUUUUCUCUUUUUAAUGGAAGAUGGUAUGCAGGACGCCAGCUUCAGUGUGAAUUCUGCCCAGUGACCCGGUGGAAAAUGGCAAUUUGUGGCUUAUUUGAAGUACAGCAGUGUCCAAGAGGAAAACACUGCAACUUUCUUCACGUGUUCAGAAAUCCCAACAAUGAAUUUAGGGAAGCUAAUAGAGACAUCUACCUAUCUCCAGACUGGACUAGCUCUUCCUUCAGUAAGAAUUUAGAGAGGAGAGAAAGGACCAGCCACUAUGAUGAAUACCAUGGCAGGUCAAGAAGAAGAAGGAGCCCUAGUCCAGACCUCUCCUACAAAAGAAAUGGUGAAUCUGACAGGAAGAGCAGUAGUAAUCACAGGGGGAAGAAAUCUCACAAACACAUGACUAGGAAUCGUGAGAGGCGCAGUUCACCGAGUAGAGGGAGAAGAAGAGAUCACAGUCCAGGGCCCUGGAGCCAGAGCAGGAGGAGCCGCCGUAGUCGGAGCCGGAGCCAUAGCAGGAGCAGGAGCAGGAGCCGGAGCCGGAGUCAGAGCAGGAACAGGAGCAGGAGCCGGAGUCAGAGCAGGAGCCAGAGUCGGAGUAGGAACAGGAGCAGGAGUCGGAGCAGGAGCAGCAGCAGAAGCAGGAACAGGAGCAGGAGCAGGAGCUCAUCAAGGUCCAGAAGUCGCGGCAGGAGGAAGUCAGGUAGUAGAGACAAAACCACCCAGAGCCCCAAAUCUAAAUAAACUUGGUUGUUUUUAAAUGUCUGUCUUUUUAUGGCAGCUACUUACUUGUAUAGUUUGACAAGGC